Molecule: messenger RNA, 2220 nt
Organism: Sorex fumeus (smoky shrew)
Lineage: Eukaryota; Metazoa; Chordata; Mammalia; Eulipotyphla; Soricidae
Gene: TBC1D16
Product: TBC1 domain family member 16
Exons: 12
Coding region: 114-2189 (691 amino acids)
Biological process (GO): activation of GTPase activity
Cellular component (GO): early endosome
Molecular function (GO): GTPase activator activity
Source: RefSeq, a predicted model, not a curated record
GGCGGCGGCGGCGGCGGCUCCUCCGGCUCCGGAUCCGGAUCCGGGGCGAAUCGGGCCCCGCUGCGGACCCGGGUGUGACGCCCGGCGGCCGCGGAGGAUGGGAGCACCCCGCCAUGUCUCUGGGCCGCCUCCUCCGCCUUCGCCGCGCGUCAUCCAAGACCUCGGAGUUCCUGACUGGCACGGCGGGUGGCGGGUCCCCCUUGAGCCUGGACGGGGAGAUCGUGUACUCCAAGAACAAUGUGUGUGUGCACCCGCCCGAGGGCCUGCAUGGGCUGGGUGAGCACCACCCAGGGUACCUGUGCCUCUACGCGGAGAAGGACGAGCUGCUCGGGGCCACCCUCAUCCUCGCCUGGGUCCCGAACGCCCGCAUCCAGCGCCAGGACGAGGAGGCUUUGCGCUAUGUCACUCCCGAGGGCUCCCCCGUGCACAGGGGCCCCCGCCCGCGGGCCCGGCGCGCCCAGAGCUCAGGGCUGCCCCCUCCGGCCCCCCGCGACGACGACAUCCUGGCGGUGGCGCAGAGCCUGCAGGAAACGCUGGCCAUCGCCCCCGCGGAGGCGGCCGAGGACGAGGCCUCACUGGACCUGUCGGCCGGCCUGAGCAGGACCAGCUCCUUCGACUCGGACUCGGCCUUCUCGUCCCCACCCUGCCUGUCCCCGGUCAGUGCCGCGCUGGCCGAUGGCCCCGUGUUCCCCGAGGGCGACAGCGGUGCUGACGCUGACCCGCGGACCCAGCGCUGGGACGAGCCUCAGCGGGCGUGCGCCCUGGAGCAGAUCUGUGGUGUGUUCCGCGUGGACCUGGGCCAGAUGCGCUCCCUGCGGCUCUUCUUCAGUGACGAGGCGUGCACCAGCGGGCAGCUGGUGGUGGCCAGCCGGGAGAGCCAGUACAAGGUGCUGCAUUUCCACCACGGUGGCCUGGGCAAGCUUUCCGACGUGUUCCAGCAGUGGAAGUACUGCACAGAGACGCACCUGCAGGACCAGGUCUCCGAGCAGCGGCUGCGCAUGCAGUUCUCCAUCCGACGCCCCAAGCUGCCGUCGGCCGAGACGCACCCCGAGGAGAGCCUGUACCGGCGGCUGGACGUGGCGGCCUGGCUCGGGCACCUGAACGCGCUGGGCCAGGUGCAGGAGGAGCACCGGCUGCGGAAGGCCAUUUUCUUCGGCGGCAUUGAGGUGUCAAUCCGGGGGGAGGUGUGGCCCUUCCUGCUGGGCUAUUACAGCCCCGAGUCCACGUCGGAGGAAAGGGAGGCGCUGCGGCGGCAGAAGCAGCGGGAGUACGAGGAAAUCCAGCAGAAAAGGCUGUCCAUGAGCCCUGAGGAGCACAGCGCCUUCUGGAGAAAUGUGCAGGUGACCGUGGACAAGGACGUGGUCCGCACUGACCGCACCAACCAAUUUUUCCGCGGGGACGGCAACCCCAACGUGGAGAUCAUGAGGAGAAUCCUGCUCAACUAUGCUGUGUUCAGCCCGGCCAUCGGCUACUCUCAGGGCAUGUCCGACCUGGUGGCCCCUCUCCUGGCCGAGGUCCUGGAUGAGGCGGACACCUUCUGGUGCUUCGUGGGCUUGAUGCAGAACACCAUCUUCGUCAGCUCGCCCCGCGACGAGGACAUGGAGACGCAGCUGCUGUACCUGCGGGAGCUCCUGCGCCUGGCGCUGCCGCGCUUCCACCAGCACCUGGAGUCCCUGGGCGAGGAUGGGCUGCAGCUGCUCUUCUGCCACCGCUGGCUGCUGCUCUGCUUCAAGCGCGAGUUCCCCGAGCCCGAGGCCCUUCGCAUCUGGGAGGCCUGCUGGGCCCACUACCAGACGGAUUACUUCCACCUCUUCAUCUGCGUGGCCAUCGUGGCCAUCUACGGGGACGACGUCGUUGAGCAACAGCUGCCCACCGACCAGAUGCUCCUGCACUUUGGAAACCUGGCCAUGCACAUGAACGGGGAGCUCGUUCUCAGGAAGGCCCGCAGCCUGCUGUACCAGUUCCGUCUGCUGGCCCGCAUCCCCUGCAGCCUGUGUGAGCUGUGCCGCCUGUGUGGCCCUGGCAUGUGGGACAGUGGCUACAUCCCAGCCGUGGAGUGCACUGGCCACCACCCGGCGCCCGAGAGCUGUCCGUACGGGGGCACCGUGGACACGCCUUCGCCCAGGCCCCCCCGGGACGCCAGGAAGGACUCAAAGCUGCCCCGAGAAGGGUUCGGGUUCCGAAGAUAGGCUGGGGCCCGCCCGAAGGCCUGGGCUGGGG